AUGCCUUCCGAAAUAAAGAGAACAAUCAAAAGAAUGGCUAGAUGGAGUAUACCACCAGCCAAUUGCAUUCCAAACAAUUGUAUAAUCAAUAUCUAUGAUGAAGGGGAUUGCAUUCCCCUGCACAUAGACCAUCAUGAUUUUGUGAGGCCCUUCUACAUGGUGUCCUUCAUGAGUAAGAGCAAUAUACUAUUUCGGAAAGAAAUUGACAUUAUUGGCCUUGGGGAAUUCAAAUUUUCUGUUGAGAUUCCAGUACUGAUGGGUUCAGUACUGAUUCUAAAACUAAAUGGAACAGACUUAGCCAAGCACUGCAUUCCAUGGUUACGACACUGCAGAGUGUCUGUGACAUUCAGAAAGAUGGACGACAGUAAGAUACCAUAUGGGUUCCGACCAGAUCCAAAGUUAGAGGAGUUGUGCCCAUACGACCUGUGA
Phalaenopsis equestris is the source of this 429-nucleotide messenger RNA. RefSeq lists its product as uncharacterized. Lineage: Eukaryota; Viridiplantae; Streptophyta; Magnoliopsida; Asparagales; Orchidaceae. The record is from RefSeq and is a predicted model, not a curated record. The transcript has a single exon. Gene Ontology annotation, molecular function: demethylase activity; mRNA binding. Gene Ontology annotation, biological process: mRNA catabolic process. The coding region runs from base 1 to 429 and encodes 142 amino acids.